Colias croceus (clouded yellow) is the source of this 3650-nucleotide messenger RNA. RefSeq names its product ras-related protein Rab-21-like. The coding region runs from base 16 to 819 and encodes 267 amino acids. Gene Ontology annotation, molecular function: GTPase activity; GTP binding. The record is from RefSeq and is a predicted model, not a curated record. Gene Ontology annotation, biological process: Rab protein signal transduction. NCBI's taxonomy places the organism in Eukaryota, Metazoa, Arthropoda, Insecta, Lepidoptera, Pieridae. The transcript is spliced from 6 exons.
CAAAACACAUGCAAGAUGCAAGAUGACAUCUUUGUUAAAAAUUUCAAUGUCACCUGUCAUAUCAUAUCAGGAGACGGGAAGAGAAAUAUUGACAUUGCUCUAACUUUUAGGAUCGAAUUGUGGGUUUCAGAAGUUACCAAGGUUUCCUUUACGUACCGGUUAAUAAUUGUUGGUUUUUUUAGAUUGAGAAUGGCAAACUCACCAAGUGGAAUAAACAAUUUCAAAGUGGUGUUACUGGGCGAGGGAUGUGUCGGUAAGACGUCCAUAUUGCUGCGGUAUAUUGAAGACAAGUUUAACGACAAACACCUGACUACACUUCAGGCGACGUUCCUCAACAAAAAACUGAACAUAAACGGCAAAAGAAUAAAUCUGUCGAUCUGGGACACGGCCGGCCAGGAGAAGUUCCACGCUCUGGGCCCAAUCUACUAUAGGAACUCGAACGGCGCCAUCCUCGUGUACGACAUCACCGAUGAAGACUCCUUUGGAAAGGUUAAGAAUUGGGUAAAGGAGUUGAAGAAGAUGCUCGGCUCGGACAUUGUUCUGGUGAUAGCUGGUAACAAAAUAGACUUGGAACAUGAGAGGACGGUGCCGCUUGAAGAAGCCGAAAGCUAUGCGAACACGGUGGGAGCGAAGCACUAUUACACGUCCGCGAAGCUGAACCAGGGCGUGGAGGAGCUGUUCCUGGAGCUGACGCGCGAGAUGGCGGAGCGGGCGGAGCGCGGGGCCCGCGCUGAUGCCGGGCGUGGGUCGCGUGUGCUCGUGGUGGACGACGAAGCCCCCGCGCGUAGCUCGUGCUGCGGGGGGGCCAGGAGCGCGUAAGUGCGGCGUUAUACCCACCGAUACCUCGCUUCUACCUUCUGGCCGCGGUCGUUGACUCGCGACCAUCUCUAGCGGCCCUGAUCUACGCAGAAGUACACUGUGUGAUCGGUGUGGGCGCGAUCUAGCUACAAUUUCUUUAACCUACACAGACGUACGCUACGUUGUAUGACGGGACUUCGUUGAUCAUAAUAUCGACGCAAAUUUCUUAACUAACACAAACUACGCAGUACGUUACGUUGUAUUGCGGGCGCGACAGUCGCAUGCGCAGAAAUCCUUUGCGCAUUUCACGGAGCACUAUAGUUACGUGCCAACUAUACGUCUGAUCUUAGCCUACAUGUGCAUUGUGCAUCUUAUUCGUCGGUCGUUCUAGUGUUAGCUGUUUCUAGAACUUAUAUUUCGGCUCGAACGAAUCUAAAUAGUACUUUUUGUACUACAUAACAUCACUUUUUUCAUAUAUGUAUAUGUAUUUUAUUAUAUUGUCAGUUUAUAUGUAUAUUCAAAAUGAAUGAAUAUUUCUUAUUUGUGUAAAAUUAUAAAAUAUAACAUUUUAUUAUAUUGUUAGUCUAAAUUAAAUACGUAUAAGGUAUCAUAUUGUCUAUUAUUCGAAAUUACUAUUUGAACAAAAUUUAACAACGAAGUGUUUGGUCGUCAUCUUAUAUUUUGUCAAAGGGUUCUUAAACUGUAAUAAUUAUUUUUUUUAACCGAUUUCAAAAAUAAGGAGGAGGUUCUUUAUAUAUAAUAUACAUGAUUAAUAAGUAAAUAGAACGAAUUAAAUAUUUUCCAUGCUUUACGACUUCUAAAAAUGUUGUCCAGUCAACUUUUAUUCUAAAUGUUAUCGAAAUGAAAAUUUUGUAUGGCUCAUUUAGUUACGGUGUUAAUAGUUAGGUAUAUUUACAUAUAAGAUAUGUCUUUUAUAAAUGGUAAAGACAUUAUUCGGAACUAAAAUUAGUUCUCAUUUUAGCUAAGGUGGAUUGGAAAUAAAUCUACUUUUUCACCCGAUGUCGAUUGAAAAAUUCAAAUUCAAAAAUACGAUCCAAAUAAAGAAUUUUUGAAUUUGAAUUUUUGAAAUCAUUAAAUUGUACAUGUUUCCAUGUGUUACUUUGGGAAAAUUAUUUCUCACUACUACUGUGUUCAUUGUUAUCCAAUUGUACUGAAUAAAUUCAUCUUUUAAUGUUAGCUGUAACAUGUUACUUUUAUUGAUACUAGGCCACACUAAUCUAGGUAUUUUCUAAAAAUAAAUAGAGGAUAUGAAUGACUACAUAACUGUAUUUAGUGAUAUUAUCUUCUUUAAUAUAUAUAAAUCUCGUGUCACAAUGUUUGUCCUCAAUGGACUCCUAAACCACUUAACCGAUUAUAAUAAAAUUCGCACACCAUGUGCAGUUCGAUCCUACUUGAGAGAUAGGAUAGGUUUUAUCUCGGAAAUCCCACGGGAAAGGGAACUAUGCGGGGUUUUCUCUGAAAACGCGGGCGAAGCCGCGGGCGGAAAGUUAGUAUAUUAUAAAUAUGGUUUUGUUACUUCGGACCAGUAAGCUUGUGAUAUAUGUGCCUAGAUGUGAAUAUAUAUUCCGGUAAAGAUAAUUUUCUUUUUAACGAAUGGCAUGAUAACAUGACGUGAUAUUUAUAUGACAACGUGAUGUAAUCUAUUUGAAACAAUUCAAAUAUUUUAAAGGGUUCUUAAAUGUUAUUCAAUUGACUUUAUAUUGUUCUAUUGUAACUAAAGUUUUUUCUUAUUAUUCGUUAAUAAAAAGGACUGUAUUAUUUUACGACUCCGUCCGCGCGGAUGUCCGUCUUCGCGUGCAUGGUUUUUUCUCUAUUUUGAGAUGAUUUUAAGUAACUCUGACAAUGACAUCUUAUAAAAAAAGAAUCCACUGCGGGUAACGCAACGUGUGUUCGCAGUUCUACAGAACAACGUCUGUGGAUAAAACUGAAAAAUUGAGAAUUAUUUUUUCCACGUAUUUUUCUAGGAUAAAAAGUAUCCUAUUUUAUGCCCAGGAUAAUAAGGUAUAACUAUACCAAGUUUCAUCGAAAUCGAACCGUCAGUUUUCACGUGAUGUCAGCAUAUACAGACAGACAAAAAUUUUUUUUAUCACAUAUUUGGGUUUGAUAUCGAUCCAAUAUUACACUAAUACUAUUUAUUUUUUCAAUAUUUUCAAUGUACAGAAUUGACCCUUCUACACAUUUAUUAUAUGUAUAGAUUGUGACUUUGUUUGGGCCCAUUGGUAUUGAUUGGUUCGACGGUAGCUUAUGCGUUAUAACUUUUAAAAUAUAUAUAUGUGCAUUUUUCAUCGAUUUGAUUAAACAUUAAAUUAUAUAUUAUAUUAAUUAAUAUUAUAUUAUACAUUUACUGUACUUUAGUAAUGUAAAUUAGGAUUAAAUACUGUUUCUAUAUUAAUAUAGGGUAAAUAGGUAAUCUAUAUAAUAUUGUAUAUAAGGUCAAAAAAAGAACAAAGACCUAUGGAACUUUUUUAACGUAAAGUUAAAUGUACUGAUAAUAUUUUGACUAUAAUUUGUCUAAUAAUUUAUUAUUAUGAAUACCUUUCAUAUAAUAUAUAUAAUUGAGGCAUUGAACAAUGAAUGUUAAUCUAUUUUGCUGCAUAAUAUUUUGUUGGAUUAACUAAAUUAACUUUAUUUUGAAUAUUUAUACAACAAAUAUUAUUUUAUGUAUUUGUAUAAUGCGUGUGAUUAAAAGAUAUUACUUGGCAUAAUAAUAAUAAUUUAUGUUUAAAUAUCAAAUUUUAGAAGAACUUUCGAUGGUUCUGUUUCAACAUCGGCUAUUUUAAUUUUAUUGAGAUGGAAAUUUAUAUGGUAGCUUUUUGUAAAUUCUUAUGGGG